Molecule: messenger RNA, 2543 nt
Organism: Coccinella septempunctata (seven-spotted ladybird)
Lineage: Eukaryota; Metazoa; Arthropoda; Insecta; Coleoptera; Coccinellidae
Product: A disintegrin and metalloproteinase with thrombospondin motifs adt-1-like
Exons: 14
Coding region: 283-2457 (724 amino acids)
Biological process (GO): proteolysis; extracellular matrix organization
Cellular component (GO): extracellular matrix
Molecular function (GO): metalloendopeptidase activity
Source: RefSeq, a predicted model, not a curated record
GUAGUCCACAACGAUACUAAAUACUACCUCAUUCAACCACUACCUGCCAGAUUCAAGAACGAGACUCAUUUUCCACACGUCCUAUUGGAAAAAUACGUAGACGGUCCUGAGAAAAACUUCGAAUGCACUCAUCGUACUAAGAUUAAGGAUCAUGAAAAAGACGUUUUCGCUAAGGAACCAAAAGAUAGAGGAAUUAUCCGAAGAAAAAGGGAGAAUUUUCCAGCAGGAGCACCAGUUUUCGUGGAAACUGCCGUGUUUGUCGACAGAGAUCUGUUCGAUCUUAUGAAGAAUAAUUUUCCUGUGGACACAGAAAGAGAACUGAUUCGUUUUGUGCUAGCCAUGAUAAAUGCGGUUCAAUUGUUGUACCAUGAUCCAAGCUUGGGGAGGCCAGUAAAUUUCGUGCUGAAACGCUUGGAAAUCCUCAAAGAAGAAGCGACAGGUCUUUCGAGACCACCAGACAUCGACCGUUUUCUAUCGAAUUUUUGCAACUGGCAAAGGACCAAAAAUCCUGUAGGAGAUAAGGAACCUCAGCACUGGGAUCAUGCGCUCAUUCUGACUGGCUUAGACUUAUACGUUAGGGGAAAGCAUGGGAAAAUAUCCACGCAGGUUGUAGGUUUGGCACCUGUAGCUGGGAUGUGUACAUCUACCAGUAGCUGCACAGUGAAUGAAGGAAGACACUUUGAAAGUGUAUAUGUAGUAGCACACGAAAUAGGUCAUAAUCUAGGUAUGAGACACGAUGGUCCUCUGGCAGACAAUGAUUGUGAUCCAACUAGCUAUAUAAUGUCGCCGACUCUAGGAAGCGGGAAAAUAACCUGGUCUUCAUGCAGUAGAAGAUAUCUGCAGAAAUUCCUCGACACUUCGCAAUCUAGAUGUUUACUGGAUCAUGGAAGUUCUGCUGGGACGCUGGAUCAUAGUGCAGAGGGGGCCUUACCUGGAGAAAGAUUCGACGCCAAUCAGCAGUGCAUGCUGAAGUAUGGAAGUGGAAGCAAACAUUCCUCCCAACAACCAUUGGAUGACGUUUGCAGGGAUCUUCAUUGUGAGAGAGAAAGAUACACUUGGACUUCUCAUCCUGCUUUGGAGGGAACUUCAUGCGGUCACAAUUUGUGGUGCAGAGGUGGACGAUGCAUAAGCAAAGGCAUUUUCAGACAACCCACCUUCACCCAUCAAGCUCAGAAACACAAUCCCCAUACUGAACGAGUGAAUGGAGGCUGGAGUGAAUGGCGACCAUCGAGCGACUGUGCUUCUGGUUGUCUAUUUGGUGAAGAAGGUCGUCUUAGUUCUGGAAGUACCGGAAUCAGGAUUGCGGAGAGAUUUUGCAAUAGCCCCAGACCACAAGGAGGAGGGGCCAACUGUGAGGGACCAGAUAGAAAAUUCGAAGCUUGUAAUGCCGAACAAUGCAUCAACGUGCCUAGAUUAACAGUUAGAGAGUUCGCAGACCAAAUAUGUACCAGAGCGAAGGAAGUCGAUGAUGAGCUCACUGGGUUAGGGUUGCAGAAGAUCACCUCAAGCUCUGAUGAAGCUUGUCUUGUAUGGUGCCAAAAAAGGGACGGGGGUAUGAAAAGUAGAGGUUGGAAUUUCCCAGAUGGUACUGUAUGUCAAACCAGGCGAAGUCGACAUAGUAGAGCAAGCUACUGCGUGAGUGGAAGAUGCGAAGAAUUCGUUUGCGAUUCAUUUGACGAGUCUCCUUUCGUGCAAAUGCCAGAUCUGUGUCCUGUUGAAAGAGAAGACAAUGAACUGUUAUGGAAAACCGGCAUUAGGAGGCGAGACAGCCCAACCAAGUGGAGAAGUGCAAGUGGCUGUCAUUUCAACUGCAUCUCUCCAGGCUCCGGAAUUCGUUUGGUUAUGAGCAAAGGGAGUCAGAGCAGGUCAAGCAUUCAGCUAUGCCAAGCUGACGAAUAUGCCUGUGGUAGGCUCAAAACUCCAUUCCAACACGCUUCAACGGUAUGUAGCAAAUACAAGGACAGAGUAAGGAGAUUGUCAGGGCUCGGUAUGCAAAUAUCUCCAGUUGUAGAAGAUCCAGACAGACCAUGCAGAGUUGCAUGUCAAGACGAGAAUAUAUCCCACAGGUUUUAUUUGGUCAACGGAGAAGAAGGGUGGUUUCCUUUUGGUACAGACUGUACCAGAGGAUCAUCGGAUAAAAAAGCUUAUUGUGUCAGUGGGAAAUGUCUAGAGUUCAGCUCUGAUGGCACACCUAUGUCAGAGAACGAAUUUACCCUACCUCUCUUAUCAAGGCCCAAAAGGUCUUUGUAUAACAGCGAUGGUACAAGAAUUCUCGUCAAACUAGAUCAGAAGGAACUUGAUGAUAUAGUUCAUGAUUUGAACAGAACAAUAUCAGGACGAUAUCAAAAUGCACCCAAACAUAAAUUCGAUAUUGACUUGGACAACCCAAUACAUUUCAACAUGGAUAACGAAACGGUGAUAAGAUACGGAAAUCAAGAUUAUAUAAAUUAUGCCUAAUUGGAUGUGAUUGAAUGUGAUUCCUAUAAAAAAUGUACUGCCAGAAUCCGAUGGGAUAUUCUAUUGGAAAUAUAAUUUACACUACC